Myxocyprinus asiaticus (Chinese sucker) is the source of this 4008-nucleotide messenger RNA. It is a transcript of the gene slc22a13b, whose product is annotated as solute carrier family 22 member 13b. The coding region runs from base 227 to 1855 and encodes 542 amino acids. The transcript has 10 exons. Lineage: Eukaryota; Metazoa; Chordata; Actinopteri; Cypriniformes; Catostomidae. The record is from RefSeq and is a predicted model, not a curated record. Gene Ontology annotation, cellular component: membrane. Gene Ontology annotation, biological process: transmembrane transport. Gene Ontology annotation, molecular function: transmembrane transporter activity.
GAUUAUUAGUUUGAAACAUCCUGACUUUCCUUCUCGCUGUUUCAUCUCGAUGGUUUAUCUAAUCUCAUGUGCAUCGCCGCGUCAUGGAUAAGCGCGCGCUUACUGGUUUAUGUUGAACCUGAACGUGGACCUGUGACAAGUUUAAAAAUUAAUUUCUCCCCGCACGGGUGAAUUGCACGACAGGGUGUUUUAAGUCCGAGCCGCCGCUGAUGAUCGCCCAGUGAAGAUGAUAGACUUCGCGCAGGUGCUGUCGUCCGUCGGGGAGUUCGGGGCGUUUCAGAAGCGCUUGCUUGUGGCACUAUGCCUCCCCAACCUGUUCACAGCUUUUCACAUGUUCAGUCAGGUCUUCACCGCCAUCACUUUUCCACACAACUGCAACACCAGCUGGAUCUUACAGCGGGGCCCCGACCUGACAGAGGACAAACAGCUGAAUAUCACCAUUCCUCUGGACGGUAAAGGAGAAUAUGAGAGCUGUAAGAUGUUCAAACCUGUUGAUCUUGAUCUCGAAGUUAUUGAAACUUAUGGACUAAAUAGCACGACAUCAUGUACUGAUGGAUGGAUUUAUAAGGCACCAAAAGGGAGCAGCACCCUCAUAACUGAGUUUGACCUGGUGUGUGAAAAUAAGAUUUAUAAUGAGGCAUCUCAGUCCAUCUACAUGGCUGGUCUUCUUAUUGGAGCCCUAUUGUUUGGGCCAAUGGCAGACAAGUAUGGCCGGCGAUUUGUCACUCUGCUUUCAUUGUUACUGCAGUUUCUGUUUGGGGUGGGAGUAGCAUUUGCCCCAAACAUCUAUGUCUACAUAGCCCUCCGAUUUGUAGUUGGAACUACAAUAUCAGGGAUCACUAUCAACACUUUUGUUCUGGGUUCUGAGUGGUGUGGUUCAUCUAAGCGAGCCCUUUUUACCAUUUUGACGCACUGCUUUUAUGCCAUUGGUUUGAUGCUGUUGUCUGGUGUGGCCUAUGGGAUUCGCAACUGGAGGAUUUUACAGCUGGUUCUGUCUGCUCCAGUUGGGCUUUUCUGUUUCUAUUACUGGAUUCUUCCCGAAUCAGCUCGAUGGCUUCUGACUCAGGGCAAACAGGAGAGAGCCAAGAAGGAGAUCCUGAAAGCAGCCCGAAUCAAUGGCAGGAAAGUGCCUGAAAAUCUGCUUGACAAGAUGGAGGCAGAGAACACAGCCCAAACAGGCACCAUGCUGGAUCUGUUCCGAGUGGGUUACCUGAGAAAGAGAGCUCUUAUCAUGUGCUAUAUGUGGUUUGUGACGAGCCUGGUUUACUAUGGAGUCAGUUUGAACGUGGGGAACUUCGGAGUGGACAUUUACCUGACUCAACUCAUCUUUGGCAUUGCAGAGCUUCCUGCCCGCCUGAGCUGCUUUCCUCUUAUUCAGCGCUUUGGAAGGAGGAUCUGCCAGAGUGCUGUGCUGCUUCUUGGAGGCACUGCCUGCCUUGUGAUUCCAGCCAUACCAGCAGAUUACCCUGUGGUUGUGACAGUUAUCGCAGUGGUUGGCAAGUUCUCCCUUGCUGCUGCAUUCACCAUAGUUUAUGUGUACACUGCUGAGCUGUACCCAACCAUUGUGAGGCAAAAUGGGGUGGGACUCAACUCAAUGUGUGCACGAGUAGCUGGUAUUCUGGCGCCUCUGAUUGGCUUGUUGAACGUGUAUCACCCAGCCAUUCCAAUGGUCAUAUACGGGUCUCUUCCUUUUCUUGGCGGAGCCCUGACCUUCAUGCUCCCAGAGACUUUAAACACUGAACUUCAGGACCACACUGACGUCCACAUGGAUGAAAGCAUGAACUCAGAGAAGGCAAGCAUUGAAAAUGGACUGAAUCAGGAACAGGAGAUGGCUCUUAAGUGCACAAAAUUAUGAGAUUUAUACUUGUAUUUGAAAUGAAGUUGGAUAAGCUAGUGGUUUUAGGGUUUUUGUUUCAUAUAUUUUUAAUAAUGUGUGCGAAUGACCUGUGGAAGAUAAACAGUGACAGUUUACUUUUGAUGUUUCAGGAAAAAUGUUUAUGUAUUGUUGAUUAAAAUGAAUUUUUAUUAUUUUUGUAUUUUAUCCUUAAUUUAAAAUGUAGUGAAAAGUGAUAUACUCGUGAUUAAACACUAUACAGGAUUCUGUUUCGCCAACACUCCAACAACUGUUUUCAGAUGGUCAGCUGUUAGAGAAAAAGUUUAAUUAUCUGGAAAACCUUUGUUUUUCUUAUUGUAUUAUAUCAUUUAUUUAAACUCAUCCAGUAAUUAAAAUAGUGAAAUGGCAUUUUAUUUUAGACAACCAUUCUGUUUUUGUACAUUUGUUUCAAAAUUACUGUAUUAAGAUACAUGCAACCAGAUAUUUAAUAUGUUUUGAUUAAAACCUGUACUUUAAGUAGAAUAUUGCCUAGAACUGAUGCUAUAAUACACUCCAUCAUCAGGGUAUAUUUGAUACUAAUUUAUAGAUCUGAACUGUUUUAUGAAAUCACCUGUUAUGUUGAUGUUAAAUCUUUGAAUUUGAUUAAAAUGUUACACAAUCAUAAAAAGAAAAAAAAAAAGAAAAUCAUUCACAUUUGCUAACAUCUGACCAUCUGCCAUGUCAAGACUAUGGACCAUAUACUUGUUCAGUGGCUCUAAAUGAUGUCAGUGCCAUUCCUCUGUAGCCAACGGACUUCAUGUUGUUGACGACCGAAGCCCUCAUCAUAGUUGCCCUUCCGUCUGAACAACUGCUGAUAGUGGAAAACACAGUAGAAUUCCCCAUAGAGAGGUGCAUAGCUUUGUAGACUAAAACCAAGCAAAAAAUCCUUCAGUAAUGUUAUGUUUUUAUGCUUAGGAUCUGUGAGCUAUACAAACCAAAUUAAUAUGUAUCAUAUUUGUAAAUUAACAAGUAACAACUGCAGUGUCAGCAGUUUAAAGAGGCAAAGUCUAAAAUCUAGGGCAGAACUGUAACUUCAGCAUUUCCAAAUGAAUAUUUUGCUGUUUUAACAUAGUCUAGCUGCAGUAUACUAGUGGUACCUCUUAACAAAUAACUGAUAGAUAAUUAUUCAGUACAGGCUUUUCCACAAAUAUAGUAUAGUAUUAUAGAAGUAAUUCACAUCUGUUUUCUUAAAGUAAGUGAUUUUCAUUAUCAGCUUACCUCAGCUUCUUUUAGCAGUAGAAACAGGUUUUUGUGAAAAAUUAGUUUGUCAGCUGCCAUUCUUUCCAUUGGGUAAACUGGUCUCAAACAGGCUGAGCAUGUUUCCUGAGCUGCUGGCUGGAACUACAGUUACAUUAAAGGUUAACACACCACAGUACAAAGACUGCAGGUAAAGAACGACUUAAUCAUUAGGAUGUUUAUUUUAUUUUUUUAAAGCAGCAUGGGCUUUUGGAAGACACUGCCAUAGAUAAUUAAGGUAACUGUCAUGAAUUAUGAAGACAAAAAUAUUUUGUUUUUGUUUUGUUUUUUCUUGAAGAUGUAUAAAAACAUUUAUUUUAAGCAACACCACAUAAUAAAUGAAUAACUAUAACAAACAUUAACAAACAUUAAUUAUAUAAUGCACAACAGGUUAUUAAUGUGCAUUAAAACAGACAAUAAUAUACAUUCAAAAGUCAUUGAUUCAUAUAUUUUUAUUCAUAUUCAUAUAUAAAUGUACAUGAAACAACGAUUUUCUAAUAAUGUUUAUUAAUGAACAAAAUAAUGAAUAAAGUUUUGCCAGAUUCUCUUAUUGGAUGUUUCUCUUGAUUCAGUUAAAUAUCACAAACAACUUGUUUACUGUGAUUUAUAUGUACCAAGCCAGGCCUAUAGUUCCCAUUAUUAUUAUUAUUUUUUGAUAAAACUGAUAGAAAUGUCAAUUGUAUUUCAUGUUUGACAUUCAUAGGCUUCAACCCACCAAGGAAAUCAUAAUUUUUAUUAUUAUAUGUAAUCAUACUAAAAUACUAACAAGGAUCUUCCAGGCAACUAUGAAUAAUGAAAAACUUAGAAAGAACAAGCGAAAAUGUACACAUAUUAAUUAUUUUAAGUUGCAGAAGCUAUUAUAUUAGAUCUUUUUUUUUUUUUUUUUUUUUUUUUUUUUU